Messenger RNA from Rubroshorea leprosula, 4457 nucleotides. The record is from the annotation of a GenBank genome assembly. Lineage: Eukaryota; Viridiplantae; Streptophyta; Magnoliopsida; Malvales; Dipterocarpaceae.
UUUUGCUCUAAAGAAACAGAAACCAUUAAAAAGUAGGAUGCAGCCCAACAACUCCAUCUCUCCAUCAACACAAUUUUUGUGAUGGCAGCAAGAUGCAGAUUGUGUCAGAAUUCCAGAUGAACAAAGCUAGGGGACGGUGGCCGGCGGUGGUGGUGGUGACUGUGAUGAUGUUGGCAGUGGAGUAAAUGGAACCGACACACCCGGGACCUUUCUUCAUCAUAAAGCUCUCUGUGUCUCUUCUUCUUUUUUUUCUCUUUCACGAUGGGACCAUCACCACACUCCCAACUCUGUACGUAUUCUUUCCUUUUACCACCAUCUACCCUCCAACAGCACUGUAAAGCUCUCUACAUUCACUUUCCAAUUUCUCUCUCUCCCACUUUUUCGAGUCCAUGAUGCUUGCCCACUUCAUAAUUCUUCCUAAAAAAUCAUGGAUAAAGUCCUCUGAUAUUUCGAGUACUCAGGAAUUGUGCUGGAAAUUUGCUCCUUUUUCUUUUUCCGGGGGUCCAUGGAGUAUUUGAAAAAUAAUAUGAAUUUCUUUAAAUUUUUUUUUAUUUUGAUUGUUUCUGGUUCCCGGUGAUUUCAUGAAUUACUGAAUUUUUAGACUUCUUUCUGGGUAGUCUGUAUAAUUUGGAGAUAGUCAUUAAGGUGAGUAUUUACAGGAUAGUGAAUGUGGGAAUUGAUUUUUGUGUUUUAAGUCAAAGCUUUGACUAUAAAUUUCUUUGGAGGAUAGGAGACUUUGGUAGGUGAAUUCUUGAGAUCUGAUCAUUGAAGCAAUUUGUCUUUUCGUGCAAGAGAAGAUCUAAAGAGAUAACAUUUCAGUCCUUAGUUAGGAAUUUAAAGCACCAGUUGAGGCCUGUGGGGGCAAAAGGACUGCUUUGAUCCCUUGCCAUGUUAAGAAAGCUUUGUUCUCUUCUGUUUCAAGUUGCCAGGGAAGCCUGAGUUGUUGACAUCGGUAUUUUGGUGUUUUUUUCUUGUUAUGUGUCUGAGUCUCAGAAUUCUCACUAUCAUCUGAAGUUCCUGACGAUCUUAUCUUGAAAUUUUCAAGGAGCCCUUCACUGAAAAAUAGAAGAAAAAAUUGAAUGAGAAACGCAUAAAGGAACUCCAGCAAGGUACUGAAUUAUCAUGGCAAAAAAAUCACAGAGGCGCGCUGUGCGAUCUGGAAAGGAACGCUUUGGCUGUAUGGGCGGUUUAAUUAGCAUGUUUGACUUCCGCCAAGGUCGAUCUACUCAAAGACUGCUUGCAGAUAGAAGGCGUGGAAACAAACAUGCUGGUGGGGCUGGAAAUCGAGGCAAUAAACAGGAAAAUACAUAUCCUAGCGAAACUUGUCAAGGAACCUUUGAUGAAGAAAAUACAACAAUGAUUGAUGUAUGUAAGCCAAGCGUGAAAAAACUCAUAGAAGAAGAGAUGUCUACGGAGCAGGAUGCUAAGAUAGAAAAUGCUGAAGUUGAAGCAAAACAGUGCGACUCUGGACAUGGAGACAAUAGAAGGAAGAGUCAUAGAAGAGGUAAAAAGAGUAGGAACAAAAGCUGUGAUGACAUCAGUGGUGUGGAUGCUGCUGAGAAAGUGGGAUCAGAAGGCCUUUGUCAUCGUAAGUCAGAGCAUCAAGCUCUGAAUGGUCUUGAUAUGAGUAAUGUAAUGGAAGAACUCUGCCGCCAAAUUCAUCAGAAAAGUAUCAGUUGUGUGGAGCAUGAACAGCCCGUUGAACUACAUAUGGAGCCAGUCCAGAAGAGUCCUGGUUUUGAACAAAAAUUGAGUGAGGCAAUCAAGUUUUUAGUAAGUCAGAAGCUUACUGAUGAGAAUGUACAUGUAGAAGAUGGGGAACUCCGAACCUCCAAAGACCUUGUAGAUGCUCUCCAAAUUUUGAGUUCAGAUGAGGAAUUGUUUUUGAAACUUUUACGGGACCCUAACUCCUUGUUAGUUAGAUAUGUUCAGGACUUGCCAGAUGCUGAGGUAAAGAAAGGAGAGUCCAAGUCAGUCGCAGGAUCUGACAUUUCUGAAGAGCAGCUUAUUAAUCCAAGACAAUCUGAUGAGCUUGUUAAUCGAAAACAUCGCAACUUCUUCAGGAGAAAGGUCAGGUCUCAGGGAAGAGACACAUCAAAUGGAAGUAAAAUUUCACAGACUUCAAAUAAGAUUGUCAUUUUAAAGCCUGGGCCCGCAGCCUUGCAAAAUCCUGAAAUUGUAAGCAAUCUUAAUCAUAGGCCUUCAACAGAAUCUCAUUACGUCGUCAGAUCAAACAGGGAACCAAGUGAGAAAGUUAGUUCACACUUUUUUCUCUCUGAAAUUAAAAGAAAGUUGAAACAUGCUAUGGGCAUGGAGCAACAAAGAACGUCAAUUGGUGGUGUUUCCAAAAGAUCUCCUGUUGAACGUCGAAAUGCAGCACGUAGUGGGUGGGUUAAGGAAUAUGCUGGCAUGAAUUCUCCAACCAAAGAUCACUUCUUUAUUGAAAGGAUUGCUAGACCUUCCACAGACAGACUCAAAGACCAUGAGAUAAAUAGCAAGCAUGAGACUGCUGAUUUUUGCAAGCAAAAAGUUUCCAGCAUCUAUAUUGAGGCUAAGAAACAUCUAUUUGAGAUGCUAAACAAUGGGAAUCAAAAUGCAGAUUGCUCAAGCAGAAAAGUUCAGAAAACCUUAGGGAGGAUGCUUUCUCUUCCUGAUUAUAACUCGUCCCCUGUUGGAAGUCCUGGAAGGAACAGGGAGCUCGGCUUUUUAACCGCAAAGAUGAGACUUACAGCCCCUGACACAUCACCGGUGGUCAAUGAGAACAAGCAACACAACCAUGUCAGUCAUCUAAGUCAGACAAAAAAUAAUUCAGAGAAUAAACAAUGCAUUUCAGAUGACAGUAACAAUAAUGAAGUACAAGAUGAUAAAUUUAAUUUAUGCAUCUCGGACCAGUGUGGUAAUGAUAACAGAAUGGAUGAAACUUUUUGUUCUAUUGGAGAUCAGAUGAGUUCAAGAGAUGCUGUGGAGAUUUUUGAAGUAGCUGAAACUAUUGUCCAAGUGGAGUGCAAGCUCUUGGAUACUUUUCCUGAACCAGAUACCUUUUCUGAUACUAGAGAUGACAGAAAUGUUGAUAUUGGUGUUUGUGAUGAAAAACAAGAUCCACAAUGCUCAAAACAGACACGUGAAGAGGACGAACCACCAGCUUCUCUUUUAGCAUCUCCACCACACUCUUUAGUCACCAUAAAAGUUGAAUAUCCCGAGAGAAUUACUGAUAUACAGGAGCGACCAAGUCCUGUAUCUGUUCUUGAACCACUCUUCACAGAGGAUGUCAUCAGCCCAGCAAGCACCAGAUCCCAUUCUGCUGAAACAGCAAUACAGCCACUUAGAAUUCAAUUUGAAGGAUAUGGCCCUUCACCUGCAGGUCAAGUUAACCAGACAAAAGCUUGUAUGGAUAAUGAGAAAUCAGUUUUUAAGUACAUAAAGGCAGUGCUUCAAGCAUCUAAUUUAAACUGGGAUGAGCUCUAUAUCAAGUCACUUUCUUCAGACUUGCUUCUAGAUUCAAAUGUGCUUGAUGAGGUAGAAUUCUGUCCCAACCAGCUUUGUCAUGACCAAAACCUCCUCUUUGAUUGUGUCAACGAAGUUCUCAUGGAGAUUUGUGGGCAUUACAUGGGUUGCUCCCCUUGGGUGUCAUUUGUUAAACCUAACGUCAGGCCUAUCCCAAAUAUGAAAAACACCAUCCAAGAAGUCAUGGAUGGAGUUUAUUGGCGUCUCCUCCCAAUGCCACUGCCUCGAACUCUAGACCAGAUAGUCAGGAAAGACAUGGCUAAGACAGGAACAUGGUUGGAUCUUCGACAUGACACUGAGAGUUUUGGUGUUGAGAUGGGUGAAGCAAUUCUUGAAGACUUAAUGGAAGAAAUCAUAAGCUGCACAACUGCAAAUUCAGAAGGCGAACAUUCUGUGCUUCCUGCUUGGUUGAGUUGAAGGGAAGCAGCAGCAAGUUGAUUGACUUGUAAAAGUUAACCGACACUUAAUUUUCACUCCCAAGUCCAAAACUAUAAUAUGUAGCCCCACCUCAUGGCAGUAUGUCACAGUGGAAGGAAAGUAAACUGAGUCAGUUCUGCAUCAGCAGGAUGGGCGGUGACAACCACCGAGGUAGAGGGGCUUCAUUUAAAUCUCCUUUUUCUUUGUAUGAUAUGAUGGCUUUUCCUAACCUAGCCAUUGAAAUCAUGUAGAUACCUUUAGAAUUCUCCACAUUAUAAAACUGUUGCUUGGGAGACUUACAAACGCUGCAGAGAUCCUUGGAGUGCUUGCUACCCCCGAGAAUCAAUAGCAAAUGCCUGCCUGCAUUCAUGGCUAUUUUCUGUUAGCAUUGGCUGUGGUCAGAUCUGGUUGGUUCUCUGUAUGUUACCUAAGUAGGCUUUGGUGUGUAACUGCAUAUUAAUUGUGUCUGUUGAGGACCUUUUUCAGUAUGAUUGAUUUGAUUUAUUCUCCAGUCAAAUUAAACAAAUUAAAGGUUU